AUGAACUUUGCUAAAUUGGAUGAUGAGUCUCUCCCUAAAAGACUCGUCAGUCGUUUACCCAAACUACAAAACUUCAAUAAAAAUGAUGAAGAAUCAAAUAUAAAUUUCAUACCUUUACCUUCAUCAUCAACAACAACUUUAAUAACUCCAAAUUCAACAAAUCAUUCAAAUGAACCAUCUCCAAAACAAUCCAUCCAAUUAAAUACCCAAGAACAAGACCAAGGAUUCAUAAUAAAUAAUGAACAACAACAAACAAAAUGGUCAAAAUUUCGAGCUAUAAUGAUUAAAUAUUCAAAAUUUAUUGGACCUGGUUUAAUGGUUUCAGUUUCUUAUAUGGAUCCAGGAAAUUAUUCAACUGCAGUUGCCGCGGGGUCUGCACAUAAAUAUAAACAUUUAUUUUCCAUAUUAUUAUCAAAUAUCCUUGCUGCUUUUUUACAAAUUUUAUGUGCAAAAUUAGGUGCUGUUACUGGAUUAGAUUUAGCACAAAAUUGUAGAGAACAUUUAUCACCCAAAUUGAAUUUAUGUAUUUAUAUCCUUGCUGAAAUUGCUAUUAUUGCAACUGAUUUAGCUGAAGUUAUUGGUACGGCAAUUUCAUUAAAUAUUUUAUUUGGUUUACCUUUAAUUUUAGGUGUUGUUUUAACAAUUGUUGAUGUUUUGAUUGUAUUGAUGUUUUAUAAACCAAAUGGUGAUAUGAAAAUUAUUAGAAUUUUUGAAAUGUUUGUUAGUUUAUUAGUUGCGCUAACAGUGGUUUGUUUUACAAUUGAAUUAAUUAAUGUUGAUUUUAAAUUUAAUGAAGUUAUGACUGGGUUUUUACCAAGUCAAGAUAUUGUUAAAGGUGAUGGAUUAUAUCUAAGUUUAGCUAUUUUGGGUGCAACUGUAAUGCCUCAUUCAUUAUAUUUAGGUUCAGGUUUAGUUCAACCAAGAUUAAGAGAUUAUGAUGUUAAAAAUGGGAAUUAUAAACCUGAUGUUUUGGAUGAAUCUCAUUUAAAUUAUAAACCUUCAAUGGAUGCUAUUAAUGAUAUAAUGAAUUAUACAAUAACUGAAUUAAUUGUUUCAUUAUUUACAGUUGCCCUUUUUGUGAAUUCUGCAAUUUUAAUCGUUUCAGGUUCAACAUUAUCUGGAGAAACAAAUACAGAUUUAUUUUCAAUUUAUGAAUUAUUAUCAACAAAUUUAAGUCAUUUUGCUGGAUUAAUCUUUGUGCUUGCUCUAUUAUUUUCAGGUCAAAGUGCAGGUAUUGUUUGUACAUUAUCUGGACAAAUGAUCUCUGAGGGGUUUUUACAUUGGUCAUUACCACCAACUUUAAGAAGAUUAUUAACUAGAUCUGUGGCAAUUGCUCCAUGUUUUAUACUUGUUCUUGUAUCGGGUAGAAAUGGUCUUAGUGGUGCAUUAAAUGCUUCACAAGUUAUAUUAUCAUUAUUAUUACCAUUUGUUUCAGCUCCUUUAAUUUAUUUCACUGCUAAAAAGGAAAUUAUGAAGGUUAAUUUAAAUAAUAAUUGUUAUAAUGAUCAACAAAUUGAUAUUCCUUUAAAUGAUUUGAAUGAUGAACAAUUAAAUGAUCAAUUAGAGAAUGAUCCAAUAAUUGCUUAUAAAGAUAUGAGUAAUUCAAAAUUAACAAAUUUUAUUGCUAUAAUAAUUUGGUUAUUUAUAACUUGUUUGAAUUUCUUUUUGAUUGUUUCAUUUUUAAUGGGUAAAGAUGUUAAUUUUUAA
Molecule: messenger RNA, 1707 nt
Organism: Hansenula ciferrii
Lineage: Eukaryota; Fungi; Ascomycota; Saccharomycetes; Phaffomycetales; Wickerhamomycetaceae
Gene: SMF2
Product: divalent metal ion transporter SMF2
Exons: 1
Coding region: 1-1707 (568 amino acids)
Biological process (GO): intracellular manganese ion homeostasis; iron ion transport
Cellular component (GO): plasma membrane
Molecular function (GO): manganese ion transmembrane transporter activity; cadmium ion transmembrane transporter activity
Source: RefSeq, a predicted model, not a curated record